AUGAACGCUGGCGACCUCAAAGUCAAGCUCAACACCGGAGCUUACAUGCCCAUAAUUGGGACUGGGUCCAUUUCAAGUUCAUCUUUUGACCUAGAGUCCCGUCAAAGGGUAAAGGAUUGGCUCUUGACUGCUCUCAAGAAUGGCUAUCGCCACAUUGACACUGCCCACCUUUACACCACGGAAGAGUACGUCGGUCAAGCUAUACGAGAUUCCGGUAUUGCAAGAGAAGAGCUUUUCGUUGCCACCAAACUCCCAUGGUGCCACCACGGUCGGGUGAAGGAGUCAUUUGAGGAAAGCUUGACGAGACUGGGGCUCGAAUACAUCGACUUACCCUUCGCAUUGGAAUACGUUGAGGGAAACCCCAUGCCAAUGAACCCGGACGGGUCGCACAGGACUACAGAGAGCGUCAAUUUCAACCAUUCGUGGGCAGAAAUGGAGAAGCUUCUGGAGACUGGGAAAGUCAAAGCUAUUGGGGUCAGCAAUUUCUCUAUCAAGACCUUGGAGGAACUCUUUAAAACGGCGAAGGUGGUGCCUGCAGUGAACCAGGUCGAGAUGCACCCCUACCUGGCCGAGAAUGCACUUAGGCAUUACUGCGUCAAGCACGGUAUUGUUCAAGGACUGAAUGUUUCCCCUUCCUCUUCGCCUUCAGGCCUCUCGGAUGUUCGGGAUGACCCUCUCAUCGUGAGCCUAGCGGAAAAGUACAAGGUUACUCCAACACAAGUCAUCUUCGCAUGGCACAUAUCUCGUGGCGACGCUCUUAUCGCGAAGAGUGAGAACAAUGAAAGACAGAAGGAGAACAUCACCAUUCCGGUCAUCUCAGAGGAGGACUUGGGAAAGAUAUGGCAUCUCGAUCGAGGGAAGAGGCUUUGCUACAUUCGAGGCUCGAAGCCUGGUGAAGUUUGUGGUUGGACGUACGAGUGGCUCGGUUGGGAGAGCUUCCGCGCCAAAGCCUAA
Molecule: messenger RNA, 954 nt
Organism: Cyclocybe aegerita
Lineage: Eukaryota; Fungi; Basidiomycota; Agaricomycetes; Agaricales; Hemipholiotaceae
Source: the annotation of a GenBank genome assembly